Messenger RNA from Cynoglossus semilaevis (tongue sole), 492 nucleotides. It is a transcript of the gene ndufa6, whose product is annotated as NADH:ubiquinone oxidoreductase subunit A6. Bases 34 to 417 code for a protein of 127 amino acids. Lineage: Eukaryota; Metazoa; Chordata; Actinopteri; Pleuronectiformes; Cynoglossidae. The transcript is spliced from 3 exons. Gene Ontology annotation, cellular component: respiratory chain complex I. Gene Ontology annotation, biological process: response to oxidative stress. The record is from RefSeq and is a predicted model, not a curated record.
AGAAAAGGAGGCGGUUCUACAGUGGCAGCAGCCAUGGCGUCCGCAGCAGGUUCCAGAGCAGUGGCCGCUGCUAAAGUCGUUAAACCUAUCAUUAGCCAUGAAAUGGGUGAAGCGAAGAGCAGGGUCCGGGAGCUUUACCGAGCCUGGUACCGAGAGGUUCCGAACACAGUUUUGCUGUACCGGCUGGAUAUAAGCGUAUCUCAGGGCCGAGAAAAACUGAGGGAGCUGUUCUACAAAAACAAGCAUCUGACUGACAUCCGUGUGAUUGACAUGCUGGUCAUUAAGGGUAGAAUGGAACUGGAGGAAACGAUCAAGGGCUGGAAACAGAAUACUCACAUUAUGCGUUAUUUUAACGAAUCCGUGCAACCUCGUCCCACAGACUUCCUGUCCAAAUUCUACAGCGGUCAUGACCCAUGAACUUUGCGGCUCCUUUUUCGUUAUGUCCAGUUUAACAGAUGUUUCCCUCUGCUGUAAAUACACACCUAACACUCA